Molecule: messenger RNA, 3224 nt
Organism: Nothobranchius furzeri (turquoise killifish)
Lineage: Eukaryota; Metazoa; Chordata; Actinopteri; Cyprinodontiformes; Nothobranchiidae
Gene: smg8
Product: SMG8 nonsense mediated mRNA decay factor
Biological process (GO): nuclear-transcribed mRNA catabolic process, nonsense-mediated decay
Source: RefSeq, a predicted model, not a curated record
UAUUACAGGACAGGAAGUGCGCAGGGAAACGUCGGGUCGCUGUUUUCGUUCCCCCUUCUCGGGAGUUGCUUCUCGGUGCCUUUUCACCAUGAAGGAAACGAACAUGUCUCUCCCCGUGAGUGUUGGAACUCUGCUGCAGUCGGGCCUGCCGGAGGACGCUGCUUACCGGGACGACGGCCUCUGUGUUGUCGGUAUUUUCGGGAAAAACAACACGCAGCCCGGACCGCUUAAAGACUCUCUUAUCAACAUAUUGGAAGACAAACAUAUCUUCUCCGUGUUCGGUGAACCAGAGAACGACGACACAGCAGACAGCCACAUCCAGGCCUUCUACAACCAGGAGAACCGGGUACUGUACCUGCUGUUGUCCUCCGUGUCCGACAGCCGGCAGCUGCUCCGGGCCUGUCGGUCUCUGAGCGCUGGGAUCAGCCACUCCGACGCUCACGACUUCUGGAAAGGGCUGGACCGACAGCACUGUCUCCACCUGCUCUACAUGUUUUCAGUGUGCCACGUCCUGCUGCUGGUCCACCCCAGUCAGACCUUCGACGUGACCUACGACAAGCUCUUCAGAGCCCUGGACGCCCUGCGGCAGAAGGUGCUGCCCCUGAUCCGGGCUGCCAUCAAGGACUGUCCGGUAUCCAAAGAGUGGAAGCUGAACUGCAGACCCUGUCCCCCACGGCUGCUUUUUGUCUUCCAGAUGACCGCCACUCUCAAGGUUUCUGCAAAUGGAUUUGAGUCUGGAGGGAAUCCCGACAAACCCAAAAAGCAUUCUCCCAGGAGAAGGCUGCAGCAUGCUCUGGAGGAUCAGAUUUACCGGAUCUUCCGUAAAAGCAGAGUUCUGACCAACCAGAGCAGUAACUGUUUGUUCACCGUGCCUGCAAACCAGGCGUUUGUGUACGUGAUGCCAACAGCAGACAAGGACCCAGUAGGUACUUUGCUCAGCCAACUGCAGUCAAACUGCAUGCUGUCUGAGCAGGACUCCCCCGUGCCCGUGUCAGGGCCGAGGCGAUACCAGCAGAUGCGCCGAUCGGCCCGGCAGCCCUGCAGCGGUGGCGAGCUGCGUGGCUUAUCGUUGGGCGGUCAGCUAGUGGAUUGCAGCUUGAGGGAAUUCCUUUGGCAGCACGUUGAACUGGUGCUGACCAAGAAAGGUUUUGAUGACAGCGUUGGUCGCAACCCACAGCCUUCGCACUUUGAGCUGCCGACGUACACCAAAUGGAUCCAGGUCUCCUCCAGACUCUACCAAGUCCUAAUCACCAACACGGAUGAAGAACUGGCUGAGUUGGCCACAAAAGUCCAAAGCCAGGUGAAGGUUUUGGAUGGAUUUCUUGAUGCUGAUACAAAGUUUUCAGAAAACAGGUGCCAGAAAGCUCUGCCACUGGCUCACAGCGCCUACCAGUCUAACCUUCCACACAACUACACCACAACAGUACACAAAAACCAGCUGGCUCAGGCCCUGCGGGUGUACAGCCAGCAUGCCCGAGGCGUGGCUUUCCAGCGGUAUGCCCUGCAGCUCCACGAGGACUGUUACAAGUUCUGGAGCAAUGGCCACCAGCUGUGUGAAGAGAGAAGUCUCACAGACCAGCACUGUGUUCACAAGUUCCACCUCCUGCCUCAACCUGGAGAGAAAGCAGACCUAGAUCACAACCCACCCAUCAUGAACCACAACAGCAGGGGGCGCUCCACCAGCUCCUGUAACUGUGGGCGGAAACAGGCUCCUCGGGAGGAUCCCUUUGACAUCCAGUCUGCAAAUUACGACUUCUACCAGAUGCUGGAGGAGAAGUGCUGUGGGAAGCUGGAGAGGAUCGAGUUUCCUGUGUUCCAGCCCAGCACUCCGGACCCAGCGCCAGCCAGCAACCAGACUCAGCGGCUCCCAUCUGAAACAGACACAGAGAGGCAGAAGGAAGCGAGCACGGCUCAGAGCCACACACCUGGAGAAACCAGUCUCAGCCUGGCUCUCAGUCUGGGUCAGUCCACAGACAGCCUGGAGCCCUACGGGGAUGGAGACGCACCUGAAAACCAGGUUCAGCCCAAGAGGCCUAGCCUCGUGGACCGUCAGCCCUCCACUGUGGAGUACUUACCAGGUAUGAUGCACUCCAGCUGUCCAAAAGGCCUUCUCCCAAAGUUCUCCAGCUGGUCACUGAUCAAACUGGGCCAAGCGAAGUCUUACAACUGCCACACUGGUCUGGAACAGCCAGGAUUCCUCCCCGGCUCUUCCUUCCUCUUGCCGUGGGACUUGGUGAUCCGGUCUCGUUCGGUGGAGGACGCAGGAGUGAUGGAGCCUUUGGACGGAGGCGCGUCAUCAUGGCCAGCUCCCAACAAGAGCCUGGUUGGAAAGCGAGGCAGCACCGGUGGGCUCGGUAGGAGUCGCAGGAGGGACGACAUGGCUCGGGUCUUUGUAGGGUUUGAGUACGAGGACAGCAGAGGACGACGCUUCAUUAGCUGUGGGCCUGAUAAGAUAGUAAAGGCUCUGGGGCCAGGGGGCGCCAAAGAUCCCGCCACCCGAGUCUUAAACACAGACAUGCCGCUCUACGUCCCAUCUCCAUCACAGGGGCGAGGCCUGAAGCCGCACUUCGCACAGCUGACUCGUCUCUUUAUUGUGGUUCCCGACACGCCGCUGGAGAUCACGCUGAACCCCCAGGUCCAACCCGGACUUCCUCCUUGCCCCAUCUUUCACCCGGAGCAGCCGGAGGUUGUGCUGCCCCCCGACAGCUUCUGGGUUCUGCGGUUUCCUUAUUCCUACGCAACUGAGCGCGGCCCCUUGUUCCCCCCCAAAGAGAACCAACCCCUCAACAACUACAAGGUGCUGCGAGGCAUCCUGAGAGCCUCCACAGCCAACCCUCCGCCCCAGUGAGCAUCUGACAUCAGCAAAGCAUUUAGGACGACUUUAACUUUUUAUCUAAGAAAAGCUUCACAGAGCUGGAAUAUUAAAUCACGGAGCAGCAGGACAUUCAGGGAGUGUUUGAGCACAGAUUUGAUGUUUUAUACGCUAAGUCCGUUAAUGUAGGUUACGAGCAGGGGGUGCUCAUCUGCUGACAUCGGCACUCGGGACCCUCCUAAGGAGCAGAGCUGAGUGAACUUUUUUGAGUUUAAAUCAAACAAUAAAUGUUUAUCUCAGGAUGAGAUGUGGUUCUUCAGAAAUGUGUUUAUCUGUUCAGAUUUAUUCAGAUUCACACACCCGGUGCUGGAGAGCACAUUUGUGCUUUUGUAAAUAAAACCCUUCAACCUGU